AUGGAAGACGCAGACAGGAGGAGCCAAAUUUUACUAGCGUACGGGUCCCAGUACGGCACUGCGUACGAUUGCUGCAGAAUCAUUUUGUACGAAUUGUAUCGAAGCUUCCACAUGGACUUCUUAUGCCUGAAUGACGUCAAUUUGAUGAGCUUUCACAGGUACGAAAAUGUCAUUAUCAUUGUUAGUACAACAGGGUAUGGCUUCUACACACAUAACAUGUCCAAGUUCUGGAUAGCUAUGCAUAGGGCUAAGGUAAGGUUUCACGAAGGUACAUAUUUUCAUUUGUUCGGAUUGGGUGACAGUUCAUAUGAUAACUACAACAUAGUGGCCAAGAAAUUAAAGAAAAAAUUAAAAUCGCUUAAUGCAAAUGUUAUAAAUUACAAUUUAGGGAAUUAUCAACACCCAUCUAUGCAUUUUUCAAACUUUACCAUUUGGAAAAAUAAUGUCUACCGAUUUCUGAUGAGGAGAUAUGCCCCCUUUGAGUUAAAUGAGGACGUCCCUCUGUUGUACUCCAUCAGGAAGGUACCUCCCUUAGCAAGUGUGGUGGACACCCACGACGAGGGGGAAAAAAAGGGAAAAUAUAACCACAGCAAUGCGGGGGGCCAUUAUAACCACACUACUGAGACAGAAUACAUAAGGGAGAUUCACCCCAAGGGGGAACAACAAAUCGGAAGGGACUCACCCAAAAGGGAGGAAAAACACAUGGAACACACCAAUAAUCUGCAUAGUGGCGCUCCCGGAAUUGGCGACUUCCAUCCGGAUGAACACUUUUGUACACUGUUAAAACUUUCCAAAUUUGAAAUUUUAAAAAAUGAAAGGUGCACAGAUAGGUCCCACUUCCAAGAUGUAAGGUGCAUCGACCUGGUGGCACCACCCUCUCUGUCCUUCAAUGUGAGCAGCUUGUUAAAUGUGCACCCAUUUUUAAACGAGGACAAAACGAAAGAGGUAUUGAAGAUGUUAAAAAUUGACUAUGAUGAAUAUGUUGUUGUUCAGCAGAACUACUCGGAGGAUAAAAGAAGUAUCACAGAUAGCCUUCCGAUUAACAAAAGGAUAAAGGUACUCCACCUAUUUAUGUACUUCCUAGAUUUAAGCAAAAUGGUUGCCCCCUUUUUUUUCACCUAUCUAAGUAAAAGAACGACGAGCGAAAUGCACAGGAAGAAAUUCCUACAGUUGGCAAAUACAGACCAAAUUGCCGAUUAUUUUUCCUACAUAUAUCAAGACAAGAGAUCCUACUACGACAUCUUAUGCGAUUUUUACACUUACAUACAAGUCGAUGUGACCUUUCUCGUGAACACUCUUCCGAACAUUCAGCACAGAUCCUAUUCGAUAAUGAACCCAAUGGAAUACUACAACUAUGUAAAAAUGAAAUUUAACCCAUAUCAUCUGUACCUGCAUCGUGUUAACCCCGUUUUUUUGUCCCUACUAUCCUUUUUAAAGAUCCAUUUUUACACAAAGGGGAAUGGAGGAGCCGGAAAUAUUUUCGCUCAGUACACGGCGGAAAUGUGGACGAGUCGUACCUUGAAAUUUGUAAACUUCAUGAGGAACAAAUUAAGAAACCGCAGGACGAACAUAAUCGAGUUAUUGGUUAGUCUUUACCAUGUUGAAAUAAACAAAAAUAAAAAGUUGGUGGGUCUCUGUUCAGAUUAUUUAGUUAACUCCAAAGAAGGAUCUUUUAUUUACGCUCAAAUUCAGGAUAGUCUCCUAUGGUUUAAUAAAAAUGUCCUCAACUUAGCCUACCGAAUUGUUUAUAUUUCUACCGGCUCGUCGUUUAGUAGCUUCGUGGGCGUUAUCAGAUACCGCCACGAUCUGCACAUGAAGCGGAAGUCUACAGAUAGGGGAGGAAAGGAAAAGGAGCAGAAUCGACUCGCCGCUCCCGUUCUAAAAGAUUUUCUCUUCCUUGGACUUCGCAACAGGCUGCAUGACUUUUACUUCGAAGACCUUCUUCGAGCGGUUACUUAUUUCAACUACAUUUUUAUGGCCUUCUCGAGGGACCCAAACGACAAUUUUGCUUUUCUUAACGAGGAGGUGGAACUGAAUUGCGCACCUAGUCCUAUUAGCGGCGGGAUCAGCGGCCGGGUUAGUGGUGGUAUGAACGGUAGCACUGGUCAUCACUGUGACGAUGGCUAUCGAGGCCGCUGUCACCCCCAAAUCCACUACGGACAUGUAAAACAGCUGCUAAGCGAGAAGAAAAAAAAAAUAUACGUGACUGACAUCGUGCUGGCCAUGCAAGACUGCAUCUACGACCUCCUGACGCAGCCGGACACGAUAUUCCUCGUAUCGGGAAAAUCACGCCCCUUCGCGCAGAACCUCAUCAAAGCCUUCGGGAACAUCAUCAAGCGGAAGGAGCCGCAUAGAACCGAGGAGCACAUUCAUUCCUUUUUAAGACAAAAAGUGGACGAUUUUUCGAUAAUAGUGGAAUCAUGGUACUGA
This is a messenger RNA of Plasmodium inui San Antonio 1, 2430 nucleotides long. RefSeq lists its product as hypothetical. Gene Ontology annotation, molecular function: FMN binding; flavin adenine dinucleotide binding; oxidoreductase activity. The transcript has a single exon. The record is from RefSeq and is a predicted model, not a curated record. Lineage: Eukaryota; Apicomplexa; Aconoidasida; Haemosporida; Plasmodiidae. Bases 1 to 2430 code for a protein of 809 amino acids. Gene Ontology annotation, cellular component: cytosol.